AUGGAAUGUAAACCAAGACCUGACACAGUGAAAUCCCAUUUCAAAUAUGUGUCGGACAAUGCGCGAAGCAGCCAGAAGCUAACUUUGAUCGAGUAUAACGCUGAAGAUAAGAUUUUCAAAGCACUUCAGCUACGAAAUGCUUGUGAAAUGAAGAUGGGCAUCAGGCGGAGAGACGGUCAUUACUUUUUCGUAGAAGAAGUGGUUUGGAUGGUCGAAACUGGCUUGGCUGUUGUUUUUCAUCGUGGAAUACAAUUGUCUGUACAAGAAUGCUACCGGUUACUCGGAAUAUUUCUAAUUACACCCGAAAAAUUUUUCGUUUAUUCAUACUUGAAACGUGCCGGCUAUAUCAUAGUACCUUACAAGGCUUUUGGAAUCUCUGUAGAUAGCGGUAAUGAUGAGCGAUGGGAGCUUGUGUCAAAAUUUCUCUUUCCUGUUAAUCUUCUGGAUCAGUUUCCCACUGAUAAGUCCAUGAAGCUUACAGUGACCAAUUUUCGCCACAAUCCGAAAUUAAUGGAAGUAUUUGGUAUAUCCGAAGAUUUCCCUACGUCAAACAUCGAAUCAGUUCAGUGGGAUAAGUGUAGUGAAAGUCAAGGGAAUUUCAAAGAAAUCCUAAGGCCUCGUUACUGGCCAAGAUUCGAUCAGUUUUCUAAUCGUGUCCCCACCUGGUCGGAUUACCGUAAGGAGCGAGCAAAGAUAUUGAAACUAAAUUCUGUAAAGGAUAUCUCAGGUUCAAUUCACUUGCCUAUUGAUUAUGAUAUUUAUGUAGGGGAUGGUACAUUUUGUCGUAAUCUUUCGCCAAAACCAAUAUACCGAUUGUUGGUUGUGGACAUCCGUUUUCCAUUCCCAUCCGUUUCUGACUUGCAUUGGUUAAGUUCGAAGAUUCUUGACGGGAAGUUGCUAAUAGCUGUUGUUCAACAAGCUGCCAUUGUAUUUUAUAACAUCGACCACCAAACAGUUUGUCUGUAA
Molecule: messenger RNA, 966 nt
Organism: Cercopithifilaria johnstoni
Lineage: Eukaryota; Metazoa; Nematoda; Chromadorea; Rhabditida; Onchocercidae
Source: the annotation of a GenBank genome assembly